Messenger RNA from Mucor velutinosus, 1923 nucleotides. Its product is annotated as PHO85 cyclin-5. The transcript has 8 exons. The record is from RefSeq and is a predicted model, not a curated record. Gene Ontology annotation, molecular function: monoatomic cation transmembrane transporter activity. Gene Ontology annotation, cellular component: membrane. Gene Ontology annotation, biological process: intracellular calcium ion homeostasis; monoatomic cation transport; transmembrane transport. Lineage: Eukaryota; Fungi; Mucoromycota; Mucoromycetes; Mucorales; Mucoraceae. The coding region runs from base 1 to 1923 and encodes 640 amino acids.
AUGGAUGCAACACCUGGUCUAUUCAACUAUAUACAACUCUACUACUGCUCGUCUGUGAGGCCACUGGUCUUUUUGUUUUUGUGCGGAUGGCUCUUGUUUCUGUUUGGAUUUGUCGGCAUUGCAGCAUCAGACUUUUUCUGCCCCAACCUGCAAACGAUCGCUUCAGCACUGCAUCUUUCAGAAAGUCUAACGGGAGUGACGUUCUUGGCAUUGGGUAACGGAAGUCCAGAUCUCUUUUCAACAUUUAGUGCGAUGCAUUCCAAUCUAGGCUCACUGGCACUAGGUGAGCUGAUAGGUGCGGCAUCGUUCAUCAGUGCUAAAUCAGUAUUGCUUAGAACAAUGUGUGCCAUCAAGCCAUUCAGGGCAAAAAGGUUCAGUUUUAUUCGAGAUGUGUCCUUCUUUACAUGCGCCAUUUUGCUCGUAAUGGCUAUUGUGUCUGAUGGCUUGAUUCACUUUUAUGAAGCCAUUAUUUUGAUCCUAUUUUACGUUGUGUAUGUCAUGGUGGUUGUAGGAGGAAACUAUUACAUGAAAAAGAGAUCAAAUUACUUGAAUCUGGUGGAAAGAGCGCGUUUAGAAUACGAAGAAACUGGCACUGAUGUGGACAAUUUACUGCGAGGAAAUGCGUUUAUCAGCGGCAACCAAACAAACGACGAUGAGAUGGAGUUGUAUGACGAAGGCUUUGAAACGGAAGGAUAUCAGGAUUUGGUGCAUCAAAGGAAUGGAGCACACCCAAAGCUAAGAAUCCGUACAUCAUUAUUCUCUGCUAUCGAGUUUCAAGAUGUAGUACGAUCCCUAAAGAGCUCAAGUCCCAUCUACGGCAACAAUAACGACAGCUCAGCACAACGAGAUCAGCCAUUUUCGAGCCAGACGACUCCCUUCGAACGAUAUUCAGAUGAUGUAUCACUGCACACGGCUGAGAGUAGACAUAAUGAACCAUUGCCCACACUGUCUCCUGCUCGUCCAUGGAGCAGACUGCUAUACCAAUUUUUUAAUUCGACAAACACACACUACAUCAAACGUCAAAUCAACAAGCAUCUGUUUCCAUCGUUGGUGGGAUUUCGACAAAAGUCGACGUUUGGUAAAAUGAGUGCCAUUAUCUCCACGCCAGUAAUAUUUCUAUUAGCAACUACGCUGCCUGUUGUCAAUGAGAGCACGCUAGCUGGAGGAGGAGUGUCACAGAUUGAACUGAAUGAUGAUACAGUGGGUCUAGUCAAUACGUUUGUUGGCGAUGACGAUAUUGCAGUCAAUACAGAGCAAGUGUCUUGGGCAAAAUGGCUCACUGCUGUUCAAUUGUUCGGCGCACCACUGCUUGUUUCGUUUGUCAUGAUAGCACAAGACAUUGCACCGGUGUAUGUUGUACUGCCUAUUGGAUCUGCUGUUGGCAUCAUGGUGUCAGUGGCAUUUUGGAUGACCACCUUGCCCUCAAAGCAACCACGCUUAUUCUGGAUGAUGUGCUUUAUUGGUUUUGGUGUAGCUGUUGUAUGGAUAUUUUUAAUUGCCAAUGAAGUAGUCAGUGUCUUGCAAGCAAUUGGUAUGGCUGUGGGUGUGAGCGAAGCUAUCCUCGGGUUGACUGUGUUUGCAUUGGGCAAUAGUCUGGGUGAUUUCGUUGCCAACGUGACCAUGGCCAGAAUGGGCUAUCCAUUGAUGGCGAUGAGCGCUUGCUUUGGAGGCCCCAUGUUGAAUAUUAUGCUGGGCGUGGGCAUUGGAGCCACAUUUGUCACUUCACAGAGAAACGAGCCUUAUAGCAUUGAUGUAUCCAAGACAAUUGUCGUGUCUAGUAUAGGCCUCUUAGUUGUUCUCAUUUCAUCGCUUAUACUGGUGCCCUUGAAUGGAUACAGAAUGUCUCGAAGAUUUGGAUAUAGCUGGAUUGCCAUCUAUUUAGUCUGCACAGCCAUCAAUUUAUAUAUUGAAAUCAGUUCUUGA